AUGAACACACUAAGUUUUCUGCUUCUCCUUCUACUGUCCCUGUCCAUAUGCAGCUCAAUGGAUGAUUUUCGAGUGACCCUUUUUAACGACUUGGCCAAAAACACCAAUCUGAAUGUUCAGUGCCAAGCCGCCGGCGUGGAUCCAAGCCAUUCGAUUCUAUUUUUACAUGACUUUACCUGGAACGUCAAUCCUAGCACUGUGUUGUCUUGUGACAUGAGUUGGGGAAAUGUAAAUGGGCAUUUCGACAUAUUUGAUGCUAAAAGAGAUUCAACUAGGUGUUCCAGAAAUUUCUGCGCUUGGCGCGUGAAGCAGGAUGGCUUGUAUCUCUUCAUCGAGGCGCAUAAGAGGUUGGAGUUGCAGUUUACAUGGCCUCACUGA
Messenger RNA from Prunus armeniaca (apricot), 378 nucleotides. The record is from the annotation of a GenBank genome assembly. Lineage: Eukaryota; Viridiplantae; Streptophyta; Magnoliopsida; Rosales; Rosaceae.